AUGAUAAGCAGUAUACAGCAAAUUAGAGCUCAAGCUGAAUUGGAUAAACAGCGAAAAAUAGUGGAAGUCAAAGGUGCCAAAGAAAGAUAUAUGCAACUGAUGAAUUCUAUAAGCGGUUAUUCUUGUCAAUGCCAGUAUGACGAUCGAUAUUAUCGUUAUAAAAUAUGUUAUAGAUGCAGCAUGGUUCAACAAGCACAAAGUAUUGAAGUAUCAUUUUAUGAAUGUCCGUUACCGUCCGAUCAGAAUAAUGCAUUAGCCGUUAUUUUUGAAUUACAAAUGCCCAUUGAAAUUAGAAACUAUCGAGAUAUUCUCUGGCAGUUCAAUAACCGUCCUACGCCGCAUCCAUCACACAAGAUGAAUGAAUGGUUGCAUUGUUCUCCUCAUGCUCACAAGUUAGGACCAUUCUAUACUGGUCCACAGAACUGCAAAGUGAAAUUGAUAUCCCCCACAAAAUCUAUCACGGAAACGCUUCAUUGGUCUCCAUCCAUUGCAUAUGCGUCUGAAAGGGACUUUCUGUACGAAAAUAGUCUCGGAGUUGGCAUUUCGUCAAGCCAGCCAACUGAAUCUGGAGUAGAACGUUGUAUAUUAACGCCUCAGCUGACACACGCAGAUUACAAACAAUUGCAAUUUACUAUCGAUACAACGAAAGAUGGAUUCUCUGUCCAUUGCGGAAGAAAGUGUAGCAAUAUUGAUUAUACACUCAAUAUUACAAUCGGUCCAUUGACAGCAGAUUCAGAGACCACAUCUAACCCCUGGUGUCCCGAAUCGCAUCAACAACUUUUAGAAGACCACUUUGUGGAUGAAUUUAUCUCAAGAUUGAAUCGUCGUUUAGAUGAUUGUGAAUUAAAUUGGCAGAAUGAGUUAGUUCUCAUCGUUAUCACUAUGAUUACCAUGAGAAUAUUUACUCUUUGUAAUUCAACAAAAGAAAUUGAAGGUGCUGAGUUGGCACUGAAGUGUCGUCGAAUUGGUGAAAAAUGGAUUGAUCUGAUUUGCACAAGUAUUCAAACAGUACCAUCCUCAUGUUUUGCUGAAGUAGAAAAACUUCGUUUCAAAAUGGUCACGAUUGGUUUUACAUGUCUGUUAACAUUUUCAACUCAUCAAGGUCGAAUAAAAUAUUUAUUGUCAUCCCAUAACGAUGUUCAAUCUUUACUCAAAGCAGCAACAACAGUUCAUGAUAAUAGCAUUUUAAACAAGAAUCAGGCGAUGAUGAGUAUCUUUCUCAGGAACAUGAUGCGAUUUAGUGAACGUGUCUUGGUAAUGUUACAAUCCACACUUGCUGAAUUCCUACAAAACACAUCGUAUCAAAGCUUGAAUGAAUUUGCUACCAGUUACUGGGCUGUCAUUCGAAGCAAAGGUACGAUGGAUGAAAAGUGGAGAAAACGAAGGGAAGAUCCUCAUGAUGGUUGGUACGAUAGCCAAUAUGGAUCAAGACAUAUUUUCAUUGAUUGUAUCCGAGGAACGUUUUUAGUUGAUGGUAUGACUGUGGGUUUUUUACCGGAAAAUAUGACUUCCAGUGAAUUUCUUGUUCGUGUAUUUGAUCAGUAUAUCUUCGAGGUUCAAGCGGCUCAAUUACCCAAUACCUACAUCACGAAAAAUUCCUACCAUAAUGAAAGGGUUUUUUAUGAAUUCGUUUUCGAUUAUCCAACCCAACGCUUCAUCAUUACUGAACGGCAUAUACAAACAAGUGAUGUAUUUCAACUGAUUCCUCACAGUUGUUUUCAGAAAGAACUGGCAGAUACGUUUGUCUCCAACCACAGUCAUUGGUUAAACCUGAAGGAUCGAACAUUACAGUUUCGACCUGUUCAAUUUCAAAAUUCGAAAUUUCUCGAUGAUAUACCUUAUAUGUUGACAUUAGAUGCGGGACUUAUUACAACUACUGACACAAAGAACAUACAAACCUUGAUUAACAAAUCAUCAACUUUUUUUCAAAAAUUAUUUUCACGAUACUUUAGUCGUCUCGACGAGAAACCCUACGUCUACAUGAUGAGAGAGAAUACUUCACAGUGCAAAACGAUCAUUUAUAUUUAUUUAUCUCGUCUACGUAUUGCUUUCAUCUACAACAAUAAAACCCGUAAAUUCACAUCGCGUGAAUAUUCCGAUAUGUGUAUUGCAGAAAAUCAAUGGUUCGGAACAUUAACUGGUUUGACAUUUGGCCUUCUCUUAACGCCAUCAUCCGUCCAUCAUGAUACAUUAGAACAAUAUUCAUAUCGCAAAUUGAUCGUACCUUUCGGAUACGUUGAUGCUGCGAAAACUUCGUACUCUAAUCAACACAUCGUUAUGAUACGGCGAUCACUAACCCCUUUUUCUGAUCAAUACUUUCUUUUUAUUCUCAAUGACCGAUUAGGCAUUCUUCAGUCAACUGCUAGUCCAACCGGAUGGCUUUAUUUAGCAUUGUUACAUGCCAUUACAUCUCAUCCUCUGCCUGAUCAAUAUACGGGAGUGACUGGAAUGGAACUUGCCUUUCAGUUAUUGAACUCAGCUGGUUGUUGGUCUGAUCAACCGCUCGAUGGUCUAUCUUUAAAUAUACUACAGCAGAUUGCUGCCCUCUCUCCAAAAGUUGAUUAUUAUCCAGCAGAUGGAGCUUGCAUGGAGAAAAUUGAUUGGAAUGAUCAUGGGUUACCCUAUUUUAUGCAGAAUUUUGGUUAUUAUUUAAUAGCCAGACGAAUUAUUGAUGCUAGUGAACAAUUCAAUUCCAUGUAUCCAUCCUUGAUCUCAAAAACGAAGGGAGAACUAUUUAAUGGGAAAUUAUACAAUGAAGCAUUAUUGAAUAAAUUAUAUUGGAAUUAUCGAGAUUCGUACAAUCCUUCAGCUAGAUUAUCGGUAGAGAUGGAGACUGAAAUUUUAUCUACUAUUUCAAAGACACCGUAUCGUUCGGCACCGGAAUAUGGUUCGCAUGUCACGAACUAUAGUGAAAUUCAUCUUUUAGAUAAUCUAUAUCGUAGUGGAGAUGUAAAUCUUAGAGAUUGUUCAAAACAACAUUGGUUACCGUUGUUUCAGUGGUUGACUAAAGAAAACCAAUUAAAAAAUGUCUGGAUUGGUUUAUUAAAAAAGGCUAUUAGUCUUGGCACAGAGGGGGCUGGUAAUAGCACAGAUGACAUGCAUCGAUUCGCAAUUCUACUAGAUUUUCUUCAUUAUAUUUCUGGCACAUGUAGAAUCAAACCAUUUCAUUUGCAAAUGCUAAAGACAGUUUGCAAAGUAUCUACAUUAUCGUGGAAAACGAUCAUAUUUCCUCCGUUCAUGUAUUAUUACGACAUCGAAGACGUUUCAUUUACAAAAGAACGUAUCAACCUAUUAAACAACUAUACCACACGUGAACGGGAGCAAAUUAUAGAAGAAGUCAGGAGAUGUUGGCGAAAUAAUCUCCAGUAUCAAAAUAUCAAUCGUCAAGCAACUUCAACUGAACAAGAUCACAUCAACCACUUGUUAAAAUCAUGGCGUUCUAACGAAAAACUUCGGUCUUUUUUGCAAGUUGUUCAAAGUCUUAUUUGUUCAAUUCCGAUAGAACAAUUUGACAUCAAAGUAUCAUAUCAUCCUCAACAAUUUGCAUGUGAAAUUCCACACGAUCAUCAUCAGAUCCAAUACAAAUCUACUAACCACUUUAUCGAUGCAAUCCUAUUACAGAAAGCAGAAGAAAAAUUUCAUCAAACUUACUCAGGUCAUUUCAACAAACCAAAAUUAGUUUCACAAGGUAUCGAUCAAGCAAAAGAGUUUCCAUAUGAAAUCUUUUCUUCUCUCAACGAACAAGAGAAUACUCUUAGUGCAAUAACAAAUUAUUUUAAAAACCAGUUAGCUGAAAAUUGGAGGAAACUUCUGUCCAACGAACAAACUCAGAAAGAAGAUCCUUCCAUUGAAGAACUCAUCGAACUUCUCAAUUCUUUUCGAGAAGAAUCAACAAAGUUCUGGAAUGAAUUAAUCAAAUCUAUCACCUCAUCUAAUGAACAAUUAUUUGAAACAGGUUUGGCAACACGAAUGGCACCAACACCUGUCAUAACUUUAUUCCAACAAGACAAAGCCCAUACAAAUUUUUUCUUGGCAUCAUUGGUAUUGACUAAAGAGCAGCGCACGCUCCUCGGUGGUACUAUUGUCAAUUGGGCAUUAGAACAGCAACUGGAAAGAGCAUUGUCGUUUGCCAUCCAUCAGAAAUGGGAAGAUUUCAGAAAAGAAAUCUCACAUACGCCACAUUCCAACUGGAUACCCUGCGAACAUAUUCCUUGGCUCAUUCUAGAAUUAGAAAUGAACGUAACCAUUCGAGAAACUCAAAUCAACGUCGCACGGCAUAUGAUACAACCAAAUUUGACUACGGACGACUCGACCACACAAAGCAUAGUCAUGCAACUGAAUAUGGGUGAAGGGAAAACAUCUGUCAUUUUACCGAUGUUAGCUGUUAGUUCAUGUUCGUCUCCUUCGAGCUUGAUUCGCAUCGUAGUACUAAAAUCAUUAUUUCCGACAAAUCAUCAGUCAUUACGAUACAAACUGGGUGGCCUAUUGAAUCGGCGUAUUUUUCCAUUUGCAUGCCGUCGUGAUAUGAAUUUCAAUCAUAAACAAAUUAAUCGAAUCUUCGCGCGUUUUAGACAAGGAUUACAAAACUAUGAUGUAAUACUGACUUCUCCUGAGGAUAUUCUCUCGUUUGACUUGCUAACGAUUGACAAAUGUCGACAAAAUGACUUUGAUAUCGGCCGUGCCAUGUUAAGAACUCAACUGUGGUUAAAACGAUAUGCUCGUGAUGUUUUAGACGAAUCCGAUGAUAUUUUACAUGUCAAAUAUCAAUUAAUUUAUACUGUUGGUGGACAACAGCAGGUUGAUGCAGGUGCAGAGCGAUGGAAAACCAUUCAAUCAAUACUUGAAUUAGUUAAAAAAUAUGCUGCCGAUAUUUCCAAACUUUUCGCUGAACACGUUUGUUAUCGACCAUCUAAACUUAAAAGUGUUUUUCCACAAUUUCAUUUACAAUCAGACGAACCAUUUCCGGUAUUAUGUGAGAAAAUCGUCAAUGAUUGGCUCAAUCAAAGAUCAUAUCGUCAAGUGGACAAGCAAAUAAUUUGGUCAUUUAUUCUAGAAACAAAAUUCUCAGUCGAUGAUCUACAAAAGAAAUUUCCACAGAACGAUAUUCAGUUGUUUCUUAUUGUUCGUGGUUUGUUAUCAUCAGGAGUUCUCUUCGUUGCUUUGAAGAAGCGAUAUCGGGUUAACUAUGGUGUCAAUCCAAAUCCUUCUUUUAAUCGAUUAAUAGCUGUACCAUUUCGUGCCAAGGAUGUAGCCGCUGAUCGAACCGAAUUCGGUCAUCCAGACAUAGCACUAGUCCUAACACAUCUCACAUAUUACUAUUCUGGCUUAAAGGAUUCACAAAUGAUUCAGUGUUUCAAUCGCUUAAUUGAAGCAGAAAGUGAUCCGGCAUCGAUUUAUGAUCAGUGGAUUUUCUAUGAAAAUCGAGAUGACAUACCAACUAAUAUUCAACAAUGGAGAGGAGUAAAUCUCAAAGAUUAUGAACAAACAUACUGUUAUCUCUUUCCAACAUUCCGCCACAAUAUGUUGGUGAUUAAUUAUUUUCUUAAUUAUUUUAUAUUUCCACGAGAAGCAAAACAAUUUCCUCAUAAAUUAGUCUCAUCUGCUUGGGAUAUAGCUUCGUCUUUAAGAACGAAAGUCAUCACUGGAUUUAGUGGCACUAACGAUACACAACUGUUAUUGCCUGUUUACAUUCGUCAACUUGAUUUACCUGAACUUCAAAAUACAGAUGCAAUUGUUGUGAACAAUUUACUAAAAUCUGAAAAUGAAAGUUAUCAAUCUUUACCGAUCGACACCACUUCGGAGAAUAUCUUACAGGAAAUUAUUCAAUACAGACCAAGUAUUCAAGUCAUUUUGGAUGUUGGUGCACUGUUCAUUGAUGGAACCAAUCAAGAGAUCGCCAUGAAAUGGUUAAAUCUCUCAGAUAAAGCUAAGAUAGAUUAUGCUGUUUAUUUCGAUUCGGAUUCUAUUUCUGCUUGUGAUCGUCAGUCUCACCAUCAUCUAUUUGCCACCUCUCCAGCCAAUGAACGACUAGAUCGCUGCGUCUUUUAUUUAGACGAAAUUCAUACUCGAGGAACUGAUUUUAAAUUUCCUCAUGGAUUUCACGCGGCAUUAACAUUAGGAAAUGGUUUGACAAAAGAUCGCUGUGUUCAAGCAGCAAUGAGGAUGAGAAAACUAGGAAGUGGCCAUUCAUUAACAUUUUGGAGUUCAUAUGAAGUUCAUCAACAAAUCAUUCGAUUGAAGAAACAAUCAUUUCAUGUCAACGUCACCGAUAUUCUUCAUUGGGUCUAUGAGAACACUCAACAAACAACUUGGGAUGGACUUCAUCAUUGGGCUGCAAAAAGUUUAAGUUUUCAACGAAAACUUGCUGCAUUUCGUCAUAUUCAAUGGAAUAACGAUCAACAAUCUUUUACUGAUAGAUUGAUGGAAAACUUAGCUAGAGAAUGUUUGGAACCUGAAGUCAUUGAUUUGAUACAGAUGUAUGGUGCUUCGAAAGUCUCACAAACGUUAUUUGAGAUACAUUCAGCGCGAUAUCAACGCACUGAUUAUCAAAUAUCGAUUGACAUUCAGGAAGCAGUAUUGAAACGAUUACGAGAGUAUGGUGGAACGAAACAACGUCUAUCACAGUUGUUAGAAGAAGAACAACAACGAGAAUUAGAGCAAGAAUUAGAAGAAGAACGGCAAUUGGCACGACCUCCAUCUGUCAAACCCUGUGUACCUGUACUACAUGAUGACAUAAAAAGAUUAUGUGAUACGAAUAAUGACAUGAUGAAUCUAGCACAACUACCGGAUGUAUUUCGCCCGUUGGCAUAUGCCUUUAAUGGCACGACCAUUGAUACGACGUGUCAAUGCAAUAGUUGGCAAUCAAAUAUGUGGAUUUCUACUGAGUUUCAACGUGUCAUUGCAACAAAAGGAGAAUCGUUAAAUCCAUUUCUACGUCCUCCAAGAUGGAUUAUCAUCUAUCGAAAUCAACAUCUGAUUUUUCUGAGUGCUUUAGAGGCUAACUGGUUAUUAGGUCGUUUGAAUUCCGUUUAUCAGCAGCAACCGUUCAACAGUGAAUGGAUUACCACAUUACGAUUAUUACUUCCUCGUACAAAGCGAAUUCAAUCAAUCUUUGCCAAUAAUCGAGCACUUACUAUUCCCCCAGCUAUUCGACUUCGCACUGAUGUUCCUUUCCCCCUAGCACUAGAGUGGUUAGCUCAAUUAUUCAUAUUUAAUGGCACUGUCUAUUUUGAAACAAUUGAGGAGCAAACGGUUUAUUGCCAAUGUUUAGGUUUAUGUCCUAAACCUCGAACACUUCAAGAAGAAGAAGCUUUCGAACAGGGUUGGAUUGCUGCCGAUGGAUUCGUAAGCGAGCCAGAAUACCGUCGCCUGUUGCAAAUUCACGGGGCUCGAUUCGACUUCGACCCACUGACAUUCGUGAAGCAAGUGAUUGAAAAUCGAACUAAUGUGCAUGCAACCAUAUCAUCCCAUGUUGGUAGCAUUAUUCUUAAUUCGUGCAAACUGCUUUAA
Molecule: messenger RNA, 7509 nt
Organism: Didymodactylos carnosus
Lineage: Eukaryota; Metazoa; Rotifera; Eurotatoria; Philodinida; Philodinidae
Source: the annotation of a GenBank genome assembly